This is a messenger RNA of Thlaspi arvense, 531 nucleotides long. Lineage: Eukaryota; Viridiplantae; Streptophyta; Magnoliopsida; Brassicales; Brassicaceae. The record is from the annotation of a GenBank genome assembly.
AUGUUUGAGAUGGGCAUUCACAGCUAUACUCAGCCUUCAACAAGUGUUUCAAGUGUGACGAGAAACAUCAAAGAUUAUGGGCUUACGAAGGAGUGUGAUUGUGGAGCUAAUGACAUCAUCGAUACUUCCCACUCGCCGAUGAUCCAAGAAGGAGGAGAUGGAGAUUGUCACAUUUGGAAGUGGUGGGACGAAGCAGUCAUAGAGGAGCUAACUCUCAUUGAUGGCAAUGUUGGUGAAAUGGCAGAGAAGAUGGAUUUCUUCACUUACUUGGAUGAUUUUUAUAUGGCUACUGGGGAAAUCAAGGAGCUGAAGAAUGAGACUACGAAGAAGAUCGCAAAGUUGGAAAUGGAGUUGGCCGAGAUGAAGAAAAAGCAAAGUGGCAUAAGAAUCGGCUUUGAGCUGCAAAUUGUGAUUGCUGCAGCCGUUGUUCUUCUCUUACUCAGCAUUCUUAUUUGUCUUAAACAUUCAAAGUUUAAGUAUGUUAACGGCUGUAGAUCCUUCAUUUUCAAGCUUGUAAGGAUUGGUAACUAA